Messenger RNA from Cantharellus anzutake, 903 nucleotides. RefSeq lists its product as uncharacterized. The record is from RefSeq and is a predicted model, not a curated record. The transcript is spliced from 5 exons. The coding region runs from base 106 to 789 and encodes 227 amino acids. NCBI's taxonomy places the organism in Eukaryota, Fungi, Basidiomycota, Agaricomycetes, Cantharellales, Hydnaceae.
CUGCGCUCAGAUUUUCUCCUCUUCUUCUGACUUAGCUCCAGAUAUACGAGACUGCCGAUGGAAAUGACGAAGAUCAAAUACCUCCUGACAGAAUUUCUCUGAUCAAUGGAUUCUGCUUGUACGUAUAUGUACGAGUUUCCUUGGGUCACAAAGAGAGCGGUGUUAGCGAGCGAGAUAGCCCAGAAAAUAAACGACGUGAGGGCCUGUAUCAGUAAUGCUCUCUCCCGUUUCGCUACAGCAGCAACAACCUUGAACCUCCUUCAUACGAUUCAAGUAUCAAUUGAAUGUGAACUCUCGAAACUCCCAAAAGCGAAUGCCGAAUACUACGUUAAAAGCAAACCAGAAUGUCAACCACACGCAACAAAAUCCGGAAUUCAAUCUGAUGGAACCCAAGAAUCGAUUUGUCUAGUUACGUGGUUCUGGAACAGGGAAGACCGCGGUAUUGCUUCCACCUUAAAAGCCGCGGUGCUUUGGCGGCGCCGUUCUUUUGGGAUAAGAAUCGAAAAGGCACUGGACUGGACUCCAUUGAACGCUUUGGAGAGUGUUACGGGUUCCGUUCCAGAGAGGCAGAUGAAGGUUUGGGUCAUUGACCCCAUGCGUGAACUCAAGGAUGUGUUGUCUUCAGGGAAGCAUCGCUCCGUCAUCGUCUUGGAUGGGCUCCAUGAAUGUGGUGAUCUAGAGGUACUUGAAUCAUUGGUGAAGCUCGUACUUAUGCUCCCACCAAUGUUCACCGUACUGGUUAGCUGUAGUCCUGAGAGGCUGGUGGUUUCGGCUUGGGGCGAAUCUUAGGAUCAGAGUCUCAAUGCAUCGUAGUGGAAACCACCAGAGAAAGAUCUCAACGCUUUUGCUUUUGCUUGUCGUGGAUUACCCAUCGUGGCCUCGAUCCGAAUUUAGGAUGUCCAG